AUGGCGGCUGCCAUCACAGCAACACUGGGCGUGCCCAACAUGACGGCGCCCAUCCUCGCCAACUUCUCCAAGCCGGCCGCGGACCUCGUCAACGCCAGCACGCCGCUCCUCGCCGCGGUCGUGCGCGACAGCUACCGCGCCGUCUUCAAGGCCCGCGUCGCGGCCGGCGUCUCCAAGCCCUUCGUGCUGCCCUACGGCAUCUUUGGCACCUUUAUCCUGCCCAUCCUGUAUAUGACCAUCCCGCACAGGAAGCGCCCGUGGGUCUACGCCGCGAGAUGGCUCGUGCUGGCCUUCAUCAUCGCCUUCAACAUCAAGAUCAUGCGCGAGACCUCCAGCACCAACAUGUCCAUGGGCUACACGAGCGGCCUGUCUGCGUUUUGGGGCAUGCUGUCCAGCGUCACCAACCUCGUCUUCACCGCCCCGCAGUUUGACUUUGAGAGGGUGGCGAGGAGGAAGGUGAGCAAGACUGCUACCUCGUCGCCCAAGCCCUCGAGGAAGUCGAGCCGAUCCAACUCGCCUGCUGCGCGGUCAAACUCCCAAGGCGGGCUGCGCAAACGGGCCGGCAGCAAGAGACGACGGAACAACAAGGCCACGGCACCGGACGUCAACGUCGACAAGUACGAAUACUACUGGCAGUCAUACCCGGAGAACGGCACCUUUGUCAAGCGUCUGGGCUGGGUCGUGGACUUGUACACCAACUUCCGAGGCGUCGGAUGGUCGUGGGCUGUUUCGUCCGUACCUAGCCCUGCUCCGCCUGAGCACCCGCACACCGAGGAGCUCGUCAAGAUGGAGACGAUCCCGCUGGAGACCUUCGUCGGCUGCCAGACGUACAAGGACGAGCGCGACUUCUUGUGGCGGAAGCUCAUCCCCGUCUCCCUCGCGUACAUCAUCCUCGACAUCUUCAAGGUGAAGAGCACCGAGGACCCGUACUUCAUCUUCGGCAGCACGCCGUUCCCGCUGCCUCCUCACCUGGCAUCCACCCCUCACUGGCUCUUGUCCGUCUACCGUCACUCAGGCAUCAUCUGCACGUUGUACUCCUCGAUUGUCAUGGUUUUCUCUGUUCACGAUCUAUUCCAGUACUAUGUCUUUAGCAAGGUCUUUCCCAUGCGCGGCGAGCUGUGGCAGUACUCCUCCGUCUUUGGCUCCUUCUCCCAGGUCUUUGACAGGGGCCUGGCCGGGUUCUGGGGCGCCUGGUGGCACCAGACGUUCCGCCACUCCUUCUCCGCCCCGGGAAACUGGCUCGUACAGCACGGGUAUCUGAAGCAGGGCACGACGACGACGAAGCUUAUCAUCAUGUCCAUCGCCUUCUGGCUCUCCGGCCUCCUCCACGGCGCCGGCAGCGUGACGGCGAUCCCCGAGACGAACUGGCUGAAGCCCUGCUCCUUCUUUUGGGCGUCCGGCGUCGGCGUCCUGCUGCAGAAGGCCUUCUGCACGACCUUCAAGCCCCAGAUCGCAAAGAUGCCCCGCAUCGUGAGGCGGUUCGGAAACUUGAUGUUCGUCCUCGUGUGGCUGCAGGUCACCGUCAAGCCCCUGGCGGACGACUUCGCAGAGACCGGUCUGUGGCUGGUCGAGCCUGUGCCCGUGUCUGUUGUGCGGGCGCUGGGUUUCGGUCGUGGGGAGACGUCGUGGUGGAAGCCCGACAUGGAAGCGAUCGGACGUUGGCAUACUGGUGAGCAUUGGUGGGAGAGCGGUUUCGGUUACUAG
Molecule: messenger RNA, 1704 nt
Organism: Colletotrichum chrysophilum
Lineage: Eukaryota; Fungi; Ascomycota; Sordariomycetes; Glomerellales; Glomerellaceae
Exons: 2
Coding region: 1-1704 (567 amino acids)
Biological process (GO): lipid metabolic process
Source: RefSeq, a predicted model, not a curated record